Paramecium octaurelia is the source of this 504-nucleotide messenger RNA. Lineage: Eukaryota; Ciliophora; Oligohymenophorea; Peniculida; Parameciidae. The record is from the annotation of a GenBank genome assembly.
AUGACUGAAGAAGCCAAGAACUCUGAAAGUCAAAAUGAUGCAAAUAAACUAAAGGUAAAUACUUCUCUCUUAUUCAAAUUUAACUAUGAUAUAUUUUAUAAGGAAUUCCUUUCACCAUCUAGAUGUAUUCCCUACUCAAAAUAAUAUAGUUCCUAACGAUUACAUUAAAUUAAAGAUAUUUCUGUGAAACUUGAUGCUUUACAAAAUUUAGAGUCACCUUAAUUCUUUGCUUUGGAGGUUACUUAAAUUAAAUAUCUCUUAAUUAUUGAUGAUAUUCUAAUUAGUGAGAAGCAUAUUAAAAGUAAUUCUUUGAGAGCAAAACUUAUGAAGUUUAAGAAUAUAUAUGACUAAAGAUAAACUUGAAAAUAAUAUUAUCAAUGUUAAUACAAGUAUUUAAUAUAUAAUUAUUUUUGCUGCAGUGGAGUUAAUAAAGAGAUUAAAGAGGAAAAUGGAAAAUUAUUUGUAAUUUAUAUGGGUGAUAUAAGAGAAAAAACAGAAAACUGA